AUGGAUGCACACUUUACAACUGACGACCAUAAAUACAUGAUGCUUCUAGCAUGGAAGAAGGAGAAGAGUGGAUUGGCAAAGAAAAAAUGGAAGAUUCUUGUUGCCCAUGCACGAGUGGUCACAAGAAAGAAGAAGCAGAAGGCUGUUGAGAGGGCAUCAAAGAAGGCACACAUCACAGAGACACUCAAUGCUACACAGAUUGUCUUUGAUUCGGUCGUUAUUGAAAAAAUGAACAUUCGAAUGCUUGAUGCACAACUUGACAAGCUGAAGGCUCUCAGUGUCCCAGACAUCAAGCCAAAGUCUCAGUGCAUGGUGUACAGGCUGUCAAACUCCAAUCUCUCAUGGCAGGCACUCACAUCUUACUUCAACAUGCUGUUGCAAACUCCAGUGGAGCCAAUUUCGCCUCAAAACCCAGAGGGCACCACAGAUACCCACAGAGAUGAGCUUAUUGAGUCCUAUGGGGAGGAAGACGAUAUGGACUUUGAUGAUGAGUAG
This is a messenger RNA of Suillus subaureus, 495 nucleotides long. RefSeq lists its product as uncharacterized. Lineage: Eukaryota; Fungi; Basidiomycota; Agaricomycetes; Boletales; Suillaceae. Bases 1 to 495 code for a protein of 164 amino acids. The record is from RefSeq and is a predicted model, not a curated record. The transcript has a single exon.